This is a messenger RNA of Nerophis ophidion (straightnose pipefish), 1510 nucleotides long. RefSeq names its product spindlin b (gene spinb). The record is from RefSeq and is a predicted model, not a curated record. Bases 243 to 1028 code for a protein of 261 amino acids. Gene Ontology annotation, biological process: gamete generation. Lineage: Eukaryota; Metazoa; Chordata; Actinopteri; Syngnathiformes; Syngnathidae. The transcript is spliced from 7 exons.
AUGCUUUUACUUUGGAGGCAGCGCGGCCUCACUUCCGCUGCAUCUGCCUGUUAGCACAGCUAGCUUGGCGCGAGGCGACCCUGGCGGCGGCGAAGAGGAUCAAGUGGAUCCCCGGAGGUUCGAACACCGUCUUGCGGCGCAGCUGGCUCGUCUUGUCGCUGGACGAGGUCUUCCCCAGGCUGAAUGCUUCCGGGCCCAGUCUAAUACCUGCCGCCCCGCCCCCCCUCCCCCCAGGUGUAUGAAUGAAGACCCCCUUCAAGAGUCCAGAGGCCGCGCGGCCCCGAGCGGACGAAGGACAUUCCGGCGUGUCCGCCAACAUGAUGAAGAAGAAGAACCCACACAAGAAACAGAGGUGCGUGGCGCCCGCUAGGUCUUUGUCGCCGCCCCCCAAGAAGACCAUGGUGGGAUGCCGGAUCCAACACGUGUGGAAGGAGGGCAGCAAGUCGUCCCAGUGGAAGGGGACGGUCCUGGACCAGGUGCCGGUCAACCCGUCGCUCUACCUCAUCAAGUACGACGGCUUCGACUGCAUCUACGGUCUGGAGCUGCACAGCGACCAGCGCGUCCUCGGCCUGGAGGUGCUCUCCGACGCCGCAGCCGCGGCGAGGGUGAGCGACGCGCCGCUGGCCGACGCCAUGAUCGGGAAGGCGGUGGAGCACAUGUUCGAGACGGAGGACGGGCCCAAAGAGGAGUGGCGCGGCAUGGUCCUGGCCCGGGCGCCCAUCAUGACGUCGUGGUUCUACAUCACCUACGAGAAGGACCCGGUGCUCUACAUGUACCAGCUGCUGGACGACUACAAGGAGGGCGACCUGCGCAUCAUGCCCGACUCCAACGACAGCGUGGCGGCGGAGCGCGAGCCCGGCGAGGUGGUGGACAGCCUGGUGGGCAAGCAGGUGGAGUACGCCAAGGAGGACGGCGGCAAACGCUCCGGAAUGGUCAUCCACCAGGUGGAGGCCAAGCCCUCCGUCUACUUCAUCAAGUUCGACGACGACUUCCACAUCUACGUCUACGACCUGGUCAAGACCUCCUAAAGACUCCGCCCACAGGACGUUUGUUGUUCUUUUGAGAACACUACCGCUUCAACUCGUCUUAAGCCCCGCCCCCUUUGGAUGACAUCAAUGGCCACCGUCCAAUCACGGGCUGUUGUCCCGCGACAGGACGCCCUUGUCACUUAGCUAGCUAGCUGUUUCACAUUCGUGAUGUCAUCGGUGGCAGGGAGCCAAUCACAGCUCUGGACUGCUGGCCACGCCCACAUCCCCUCACCUGCAUCGGUAGCUCAUCAAAUGUGUCGUCACUCAGCUCGUUAGCGGAACAAAGGGCAAAUAAUGUCUGAUGGGGCGGGGCGUACCCACAAUGCUUUGUGGCACAGCGCAGGUGUAAAUAGGUGUUGCAUGUUCCGUGUCGUCUUUCUUUUGGGGACAAAAGUUGUCGUGUUUCGUUUGGAUGGAAUGUUUCGUUACAAAAAAGAAAAGUGUGCCAACGCCAAUAAACUUUUUGUUGUUUUUUCCACUCA